Molecule: messenger RNA, 1174 nt
Organism: Brassica oleracea var. oleracea
Lineage: Eukaryota; Viridiplantae; Streptophyta; Magnoliopsida; Brassicales; Brassicaceae
Source: RefSeq, a predicted model, not a curated record
GGUGUGAGUGUGCAUAACUUUUACUACUGGGAAGGUUUAGACAACACAGGAGUUCCUACAAAGAUCAUGAACAUCAAAUGUUCAGUGCAGAUCACAACACACAAUCCUUCUACAUUCUUGGGUAUUCACGUCAGCUCCUCUCCUAUAAAACUCAUCUACUCUCGUCGAUUCACUUUUGCCACUGCACAAUUAAAUAGUUAUUACCAACCAAAACAAAGCAACCACACGUCUAGGAUCGACCUCGUUGGCUCCAUGGUUCCACUCUACGGUGCAGGAGCGGACAUAGCUGCUUCAGGCAACAAUGGCGGAGUUCCUACCCCAAACUACACCAUCCUCACCGAGUCGCGUCUCUCUUCUUCAAGCCGCACGUCCAAUGGGACAAGCGGUGUGGGAUUCCGGUGGAAAGGGAGCUCCCGGAGGAGAGACAUGUAUUGGCUGGAGAGGCAUUACACGAUUGACGAAGAGGAAGUUUAUGAAGAUAACAGAGGACUAUCGGUUGGACAAUGCAGAGCGGUUAUGGUAAUAUUGGGGAUUGUGGUUGUGUUCUCUGUUUUCUGCUCUGUUUUGUGGGGAGCUUCUCAUCCUUUCUCUCCUAUUGUCUCUGUCAAGAGCUUUAGCCUCCAUAGCUUUUAUUACGGAGAGGGAAUAGACAGAACAGGUGUUGCGACCAAGAUUCUGAGCUUUAACAGCUCUGUGAAGGUGACAAUAGACAGUCCUGCUCCUUACUUUGGCAUCCAUGUCUCUUCUUCUUCUACCUUCAACCUCACCUUCUCUGCUCUCACUCUCGCCACUGGUCAGCUUAAGAGUUAUUACCAACCAAGAAAGAGCAAGCACACAGCGAUUGUGAAGCUCAUUGGGUCCGAGGUUCCUCUGUAUGGAGCAGGACCAAACUUAGCGGCAUCCGACAAGAAGGGAAGAGUUCCAGUGAAGUUGGAGUUUGAGAUCAGAUCGCAAGGGAAUCUUUUGGGGAAGCUGGUGAAGUCGAAUCACUUGAACCACAUCUCCUGCUCUUUCUAUAUCUCUUCCUCCAAAACCUCAAAACCCAUAGAAUUCACUCAUAAGACCUGUAAACACAUUAGCAAGUGAAACACCUUCUACACUUUGCAAAUAAGAACAUUUAUUUGUUUUUUUGUUUUUGGGUUUUAAUCUGCAAUCUAAUUCCAAGUGUUCAAUC